Telopea speciosissima is the source of this 2230-nucleotide messenger RNA. RefSeq names its product probable inactive receptor kinase RLK902. Bases 110 to 2074 code for a protein of 654 amino acids. The transcript has 2 exons. NCBI's taxonomy places the organism in Eukaryota, Viridiplantae, Streptophyta, Magnoliopsida, Proteales, Proteaceae. Gene Ontology annotation, biological process: protein phosphorylation. The record is from RefSeq and is a predicted model, not a curated record. Gene Ontology annotation, molecular function: protein kinase activity; ATP binding; protein binding.
UUCUCUCUCACUCUCAGCGUGGACUGUGUGAAAGAGGAGGGGGAGAAAUGGUGGUCAUGAAAACUGCUGUUUAAGGAGAGAGAGUGGUUGUGGCUUUGCGAAAACGCCAAUGGCGUUGUCUCAUUGUCUGGUUUUUCUCUGUUUACUGGUUUUGCUUCCUCUCGGAAAACCAGAUCUUGCGUCGGAAAAGGCAGCACUUCUAGCAUUCAAAGCCGCCGUCGGCAAGUAUAUUCCGUGGAACCAGAGCUCACCGACACCAUGCACAUGGCAGGGUGUACAGUGUGCGAACAACAGCGUUACCGUCAUUCGCCUCCCCGGCUCUGCACUUACCGGUGAAAUCCCGACCGGUAUCUUUGGCAACCUCAGCCACCUCCGCACCCUUAGCCUCCGUUUCAACGCUCUCUCCGGUCAACUCCCGUCGGAUCUCGCCGCCUGUACUGACCUCCGGAAUCUCUACUUGCAGGGUAACCAUUUCUCCGGUGAGAUCCCUAACUUCUUGUUCGGUCUCUACAACCUCGUUCGCCUGAACCUCGCCCAGAAUAACUUUGCUGGAGAGAUCUCGCCGGAUUUCAACAACCUUACCAGGUUGGGGACUCUUUAUUUGGAGAACAAUCAACUCAAUGGUUCGUUACCGAAUCUACCACAAAUCAAGAGUCUUGUCCAGUUCAAUGUCUCGUAUAAUCACUUGAACGGUUCAAUUCCGUCAAGCCUAAGUGGAAAGAGUGCCAAUGCGUUCCUCGGGAAUUCACUUUGUGGCGGUCCGCUCCUUGCUUGUCCUGGCCAGGCACCGCCGCCCAUGAGUAGGGUGGACGGUGGCGGCAGCGGUAGUGGAAAGAAGUUAUCGGGAGGAGCAAUUGCAGGGAUUGCGAUUGGAUCCGUGAUUGGGUUUUUGUUGAUUCUUCUCAUUAUGUUCAUUUUGUGCCGGAAGAAGAGUAGUGGAAAGACGAGAUCGGUAGACAUUGCUUCAGUUAAGCAGGGGCCUGAAGUAGAGAUGCCGGGUGAGAAGAGAGAAAAUGGUAGUUUUAGUAGCAGUGCUGUUCCCUCUGCAGCUGCUGCGGCAACAGCCGCAACCACGACAGUGGCAACAGCUUCGAAGGUGGACAUGAACGGUAGUGGGAAUAAGAAGCUUAUUUUCUUUGGAAAUGCUCCUAGGGUUUUCGAUCUGGAGGAUCUUUUGAGGGCUUCGGCCGAGGUUUUGGGGAAGGGAACGUUUGGCACGGCGUACAAGGCGGUUUUGGAGACGGGAACGGUUCUGGCUGUUAAGAGGCUCAAGGACGUAACCAUUUCGGAGAGGGAAUUCAGGGAGAAGAUUGAAACUGUUGGAUCCAUGGAUCACGAAAACUUGGUCCCGCUCAGGGCUUACUAUUACAGCAAAGACGAGAAGCUCCUUGUCUACGAUUACAUGGCUAUGGGUAGUCUUUCUGCACUAUUGCAUGGAAACAGAGGAGCAGGUAGGACUCCAUUGAAUUGGGUUACCAGGUCUGGCAUUGCUCUUGGAGCUGCCCGUGGUAUUGAGUAUCUCCAUGCGAGGGGAUCCAGCAUCUCGCAUGGCAACAUCAAGUCGUCCAAUAUCCUCCUCACCAAAUCCUAUGAUGGCCGUGUAUCUGACUUUGGUCUUGCACACCUUGUUGGCCCUACUUCCACCCCAAAUCGUGUUGCAGGAUACCGAGCACCUGAGGUGACGGAUGCCCGUAAGGUAUCACAAAAGGCAGAUGUCUACAGCUUCGGUGUCCUUCUGUUGGAACUGUUGACAGGGAAGCCUCCAACGCAUGCCCUCAUGAAUGAAGACGGAGUUGAUCUACCAAGGUGGGUACAGUCGGUAGUGCGAGAGGAGUGGACAUCAGAGGUGUUUGACCUUGAGCUCCUGAGGAACCAGAAUGUGGAGGAAGAGAUGGUUCAGCUCCUACAGCUUGCAAUAGAUUGUUGUGCUCAGUAUCCCGACAAGCGACCAUCAAUGGUUGAGGUGACCCGGCGGAUUGAAGAGCUUCGACGUUCCAGCAUUGGCCAAGAAGAGGAUCUGCAGCCUGAUCUGGUUGACGAAUUGGAUGUUGGAUCAGCCUGGCAAACCAACUGAGUUGGAUUGGGCCAACCACAUCCCUCACUUCUGCACUGAAGAGAGGAUCAUUUGCUAUGCCCAUUUUAAGCAUGUUUAAUUUGGGUUUUUUGGUGGUUUCAUUGAAUCAAGGUUUCGGAUGGGCUUAAUUCUUCUCAUUAAGAAUCGACUGGGCAU